AUGAAGAAUAUUGUCCUUGAGACGUAUAGCGGGAAAGCUGAUCCCAAGGAGCAUCUGCUAUACUUUAACACAAAAAUGGUAAUUAGUGCCGCUUCCGACGCAGUAAAGUGUAGGAUGUUUCCAGCUACGUUCAAAGGCACGGCUAUGGCGUGGUUCACAACUCUACCCCGAGGAUCGAUCACAAAUUUUCGUGAUUUCUCAUCAAAGUUCCUCAUCCAGUUUUCCGCCAGUAAAACCAAGCAGCUGACAAUUGAGGAUCUGUACAAUGUCCGCCAGUCCAAGGGUGAGACUUUGAAGCAGUACGUGGAACGGUUCAGCGCGGCGUUCGUCAAGAUUGAGGAAUCAGAGCCGCAUGCUUGUGCGCGUGCCUUCAAGAACGGGUUGCAGCCAAGGAAGCUGAAUAGCAAAUUGAGCCGUAAGCCAGCUCAGUCCAUGGCAGAGAUCCGCACGUGA
Lotus japonicus is the source of this 453-nucleotide messenger RNA. RefSeq lists its product as uncharacterized. Bases 1 to 453 code for a protein of 150 amino acids. Lineage: Eukaryota; Viridiplantae; Streptophyta; Magnoliopsida; Fabales; Fabaceae. The transcript has a single exon. The record is from RefSeq and is a predicted model, not a curated record.